UCGGGUGCGGGUCUCUUUAGGGGGCGCCCUUCUCUGCCGGGCCCCCGCCAGCGACCGGCGUGGGGCGCCCCCUCUCCCAGUGAGGGCGGGAACCAGAACAGUGUCGCCGGCCGCCUGCAGGUGUCUCCCCACGGAGGGGCGCGCGUCCCUGCGCCGUGGCCGCUGCCAGGCGCCAGCGGCUCCUCGCCGAGGUGCACUCGCGCUCCGGGCUCCGGGCGCGCAGGAGCCGCUCCGCCACCGCCCGCCCCCCGCGCCCCCACCCCGGGGGCGGGGGCAUGGGCCAGCGCCGCGUCCGCCGCCGCCCAUCGCAGGCGCCCGAGCCCCGGGGCGCGGCGGGCAGCGGCCGCUGACGCGGGGCGCCGGCUGCCAACUUCGCGCGCGGAGCUCCCCGGCGGCGCAGUCCCGGCGGCGCGGGCGGCAUGAAGACGAACCGCCGCGGCCGAGCGCUUCUGGCCGUGGCCCUGAACCUGCUGGCGCUGCUCUUCGCCACCACCGCCUUCCUCACCACUCACUGGUGCCAGGGCACGCAGCGGGUGCCCAAGCCGGUCUGCGGCCAGGGCGGGAGCACCAACUGCCCCAACUCGGGCGCCAACGCCACGGCCAACGGCACCGCCGCCCCCGCCGCCGCCGCUGCCGCCGCCGCCGCCGCCGCGGGGAACGGCCCCCCUGGCGUCGAGCUCUACAGCUGGGAGACAGGCGACGACCGAUUCCUCUUCAGGAAUUUCCACACCGGCAUCUGGUACUCGUGCGAGGAGGAGCUCGGCGGGCUCGGUGAAAAAUGCCGCAGCUUCAUUGACCUGGCCCCAGCAUCAGAGAAAGGGGUCCUGUGGCUGUCGGUCGUCUCCGAGGUGCUCUACAUCCUCCUGCUGGUGGUUGGUUUCAGCCUCAUGUGUCUCGAGCUCUUCCACUCCAGCAAUGUCAUCGACGGGCUCAAGCUCAAUGCCUUUGCGGCGGUCUUCACGGUGCUCUCAGGCCUCCUGGGAAUGGUAGCCCACAUGAUGUACACGCAGGUGUUCCAGGUCACCGUGAGCCUCGGCCCUGAAGACUGGAGGCCCCAUUCCUGGGACUACGGGUGGUCCUUCUGGAUGGAGAAGGGGGAUGGGCACGAGGAGGACUUUCGCUUGGAUUGCCGCCACGAGAGAUACCCUGCCCGAUACCAGCCACACAUGGGAGAUUCCUGGCCCCGGAGCUCUGCACAGGAGGUGCCAGAGCUGAACCGCCAGUGCUGGGUCCUGGGGCACUGGGUGUGACAGCGACCAGCCUGGCUCCAGACCUCGGGCCGUCAUCGGCACCAGCCCCCUGCUGCAAGACCACUGGUCUGGCGCCUUUGGAAACCUGGCCUGUGUGGGACACAUGUGGCCUGCCCUGCCCGCAGCUGCCUGGGUCUCAGGGUCCUGGAAACGGGGCCAGGGCAGCCAGAGGGACUCCGGGACAGCAACUCCUAACUCUCGCCACCGCCACAUGCAGAGCCCUGCUGGGUGCAGCUGGGAUGCCGGGAGAGACACAGACCUCGGCCACCAAAAACCUGGGACCCACGAGCCAGCCGGGAAGUUCAGGAGGUCCCCAGUGUGCAGAGCCCUGCGGGGGGCAGGGAAUGGGUGGGGCUUCCUGAAGGAGGGGCAGUGGCGGUGGCACCAGGGGCAUCACACAGCAGGCACACAGCAAGGGCUCAAUAAAUGCUUGUUGAAUCUG
Molecule: messenger RNA, 1692 nt
Organism: Delphinapterus leucas (beluga whale)
Lineage: Eukaryota; Metazoa; Chordata; Mammalia; Artiodactyla; Monodontidae
Source: RefSeq, a predicted model, not a curated record